Molecule: messenger RNA, 3024 nt
Organism: Dicentrarchus labrax (European seabass)
Lineage: Eukaryota; Metazoa; Chordata; Actinopteri; Moronidae
Gene: lpla
Product: lipoprotein lipase
Exons: 10
Coding region: 138-1694 (518 amino acids)
Biological process (GO): lipid metabolic process
Molecular function (GO): apolipoprotein binding; lipoprotein lipase activity
Source: RefSeq, a predicted model, not a curated record
UAAGAAACUUUACUCCUAAACCGCAACUCCACACCACUUUCUGACUUAAAACACACGACUGGAUAUACAACUGAUAGCCCGACAUUCAGAGAACUUUUUUUUUCAGGAUACUUUUAGAAAAAAAACUUCUCAAUAAUAUGGGAAAAGAAAAUAUCAGUUUUUUGACAGUUUGGAUAAUUUUGGGAAAAAUCUUUGCAACUUUUUCUUCUGACCCUGAACCCACCACCAGCAACAGCACUGUGUUUGUAAACACCACAGUCACCGCUACUCCACUGCCGACCACUGCUGAAUGGAUCACAGACUUCACUGACAUUGUGUCCAAGUUCUCCCUGCGCACAUCGGAGAUCCCAGAUGAUGACAUGUGCUACAUUGUGGCCGGCAGGCCAGAGACCAUCAAAGAGUGUGAAUUCAACUCGGCAACUCAGACCUUCAUUGUGAUACAUGGCUGGACGGUAACGGGGAUGUUCGAGAGCUGGGUGCCCAAGCUGGUGUCUGCCCUCUAUGAGCGUGAGCCCAGUGCCAAUGUGAUCGUGGUGGACUGGCUGACCCGCGCCAACCAGCACUACCCGACGUCUGCAGCCUAUACCAAACUAGUUGGCCGUGAUGUCGCCAAGUUUGUUACCUGGUUACAAAACGAGCUGCAGUUGCCCUGGGAGAGGGUUCAUUUGCUGGGUUACAGUCUGGGUGCACAUGUAGCUGGAGUUGCGGGAGACCUCACUGACCAUAAAAUCAGCAGGAUCACAGGUCUUGAUCCUGCUGGUCCCACCUUCGAGCACGCAGACAACCAGAACACCCUGUCCCGAGAUGACGCCCAGUUUGUGGACGUCCUGCACACCAACACCAGGGGCUCCCCAGACCGCAGCAUCGGCAUCCAGAGACCUGUGGGCCACAUCGACAUUUACCCCAAUGGAGGCACUUUCCAGCCGGGCUGCGAUAUCCAGAAUACAUUGCUGGGGAUCGCAUUAGAAGGCAUCAAGGGACUCCAAAAUAUGGACCAGCUCGUCAAAUGUUCCCAUGAGCGCUCCAUCCACCUGUUCAUCGACUCUCUGCUGAACACCCAGCAGCAGAGCAUGGCUUACCGCUGCAACUCCAAAGACGCCUUCAACAAAGGUCUGUGCCUCAGCUGCAGAAAGAACCGCUGCAACACGCUCGGCUACAAUAUCAACAAGGUCCGCAUGGCCCGCAGCACCAAGAUGUACCUCAAGACCCGUGACAUGAUGCCUUACAAAGUUUUCCAUUAUCAAGUGAAGGUGCAUAUCUUCAGUAAGGACAGUCUGAGCUUCACGGAGCAGCCAAUGAAGAUUUCUCUGUAUGGAACACACGGAGAGAAGGAAGACAUUCCCUUUGUUCUGCCGGACCUGACCGGUAACACCACUUUGUCCUUCCUCAUCACCACCGAUGUGGACAUUGGAGAGCUGAUGUUCGUGAAGCUGCGCUGGGAGAAGGACACAAUCAUCAGCUGGUCAAACUGGUGGGGAAGUAGCAAGUUCCACAUCCGGAAACUGCGCAUCAAGUCUGGGGAGACCCAGUCCAAGGUGAUCUUCAGCGCGAAGGAAGGCGAGUUUGCCUACCUCGUCAGGGGAGGAGAAGAUGCAGUCUUUGUCAAGUCAAAAGAAGACAACCGGAGCCGUAAAGAGAAACUGAUGCACAAGCUGAAAGUGCAGGGCAGCCUUUUUGGGCAGAACGACGCUUGAAGUUGCACUUGAACACGCACACAUCCACCCAUCAUGCACAUCAUCCAUCUGUAGAUACAUAGCCAAAGAUAGACAGCACCCAGCUCAACACUGGGAACGCCUUUGCAAGUUACUCAAUAUAUACCGAAUGCUGUGUUUUUUUUCUUCUAAUUUCCCUCCUCUUGUGCCUCAUGACUUCAACUCCCACACAACAACCUCAUCCACAGUGCUGGAAAUGAGUCUGCUCACAAGCUCUCUUCUGUCUCUGCAAAUUCUGCUGCUGAAAAAUGUUACUUUGUGAUGAUGUGCUCACAUUUGACAAAAUGCUAAGCUUUUGCUGCAUAUCUUUGUAAUCAUUUGUUUAUGUGUUUGAAGCCUAUAUAUACUGUUUAUACUGAUUCUGAUGUAUUUUGAACUGUAUUUUUUGCCUAUGUGAACUUGGAUUAUUGCAAAUGUAGAAAUGAUUCAUAGUGAUAGGCAUAAUUUAGGCACAUGCUUCUGUUUUUGUUUGUUUUUUAUGUACAAAAUUAUCAUAUUGUCCCUAAAGUUUGUCUUUACCUAACCACUAAUUGCCUACAAUCAACAGGGACCAAAGAAGUAUUUACUAUCUACUGAAGAGAGAAUCACAGCGGUCUUUGUAAAUACCUUUUUAAAUCAGUAUUUUCUUUUUUUUUUUUAAAUAUGAGUCGUGUUAAUAUCUGAUCUCUUGAAGCCUUGCUUGUUCUUUGAUUGCGUUUUGGUUAUUGUGUCACUGGUCACUUUAAAAAGGCUCUCUGUCCCCUGCAGCCAUUUAGAUGUUAAGGUCAUUAAGAUUGCGGUCCAACAGGGAUAUGCAUUUUUUAAUUGAGGUAUCUUUUUAAAUUAAAUUUGUAUUGAGGUUACUUUUUUAAAUGUUAAAGUAAUGGCUAGGUGCUCCUUAAUUACUUAAUGAAUGGGUCAACAGUGUCUCACCUGCAACAGUUUACCUCAUUGACUAAGCUCAGUCUACAAGGUGCCCCUAUUUUGAAAGGUCAAACAUGAAAAUGAAUAUGCAAGCCUUGGUGAUUUGUGAUGGACUGACCUACAUGAUAGCCAUAAUACAUCUCAAGAAUACGUCAUAUUGUAUUUAUUGAAUGUACAUUUAUAUAUUUGUAUAUUAAGCUGUAAUAUAUUUUGGCAGGCUUCCAUUGUCCUCUGUAUUUUUAUAGAUGAAGCGUUUUGUGAUUUUAUGCACAAAGCUUUGGAAAGAACGAUCAAAUUGGUCUUCAUUCCAGCUGUUCGGUGCAUUUACUUUUAUGUACUGAAAUGCAGUGCACUGUAUAAAUAAAGAGCCCAGGAUGGUUUAAUAAAAGAUAAAUCACAUAUUUCAAUA